ACCAAUAAAUGUCAGACUUCACAAUGAAACGGUCUUUGUUUGGAGAGCUUCUUUUACUGUUGGAGUAAAUUGUUGGGCACAGUGCAAGGAACAUUUAUCCAGGCAGUUUCCUGAUUGUUUAUUGCCUCGGGGAUACUCAGGCAACUUUUAACAACCCUGCUACUGAAGUCAGCACAGACUGAAUCUGGGAUUUUCCUGGUUUAUUUAACUUAACAUCAAUCCAGAUUCUACAAGGAGAGCUCAGCCAUGAUGACUCCUAACAUCAGCUUGCAUGGCAACAACAGUGAUGACUGCUAUGGUUAUGGCUGCAGGUGUUUUUUAUAUUUGGAUUACAAGACAUUGGACAUGACAAUGUUUUCUUUCUAUCUAUUCUUUCUUUUGGUAGGUCUGAUAGAAAAUAUCAUUGUCAUUUGGAUAAACUGGCGGAUGGAAGGGUCCAGGAAAGAAAGCAAACUUUACAUUUUUAAUAUGGCUAUCGCUGACUUGUGUGCUGUUUUAUUCAUCCCAUUAAGGAUGACAGAGAUUUUUAACAAUUACCACUGGAUCUGGGGAGACUUCCUGUGUAAAUUUGAUUCCUUCAUUUAUUUUGUUACUCUGUACAGCAGCAUUUUCUUCCUGACCUGCUUUAGCAUUGACAGAUACGUCUCACUGCGAUAUCCAUUCCAAGCCCAGGGAUCAAGAGACCGUCAUAUCCGUAGGAUGGUGUGUGUGUGCAUGUGGACUGUGGCAAUACUACUAUCUGUACCACAGUUUGUACAUUCUGAAAUUUUUGGUAUUGUGUAUAGUUAUUGCUACUUAUCUCAUACGUUAUCGUUGUAUGUUACAAACUCUCUGACUUUAGUUCUUGGAUUUAUCAUUCCUUUGCCUAUAAUUAUACUGAGUAAUAUUUUCACUGCAAGAGCUGUGAAAAAUUCCAGUAACACAGAAAGCACAAAAACCAGUAAAAUAAUAUAUGGUUACAUCAUAGCAUUUUUGAUGUGCUGGUUACCAUUUUACAUAAUUGUACUUCUUUCCCUACUGGAUAUCUUUCUUGACUGUAUUAUGCUCGAGAUUGUAUAUUUCUUUUAUGACAUGGUGGAGUGCCUCAGCUUUUUCCACUGUAUCGUAAAUCCCAUUCUGUACAACUUUAUACACAAAGAUUUUCGGGAUCAUUUAACAGCCAGUGUUGUGAAGUACAUGCCCAAACGAUAUGUCAAGGAGGAUGAUGAUGUUUCCAUUUCUUCAGACACCAGACAUAUCGUGGUCAUUACAUGAUUUAAUUCUUUGACAAGCAGGAGAAAAUGAGGGGUGUUAUUGAUUCUGUCAAAAUGACCUGUCAUUUUUUUUCACCUAUUGCUUGUCCUUAUUUCAAUGUUAUUUUUUAUGAUCCUAGUUGAUGGUAAUACUGGACAUCUCAAAUCCCAGAUUGAAACUUGGUUUGAUAGAUCACAUGUUUAAUGUUUGCAGUUGGUUCUGUGGUGGUUAAUCACUGAAACGUAUCUGCAUGAGGUUGCAAAUAUUCUUUGACAACAGAACGUAAGUUUAAACCACAAAAUAAAGAAAACAAACAAAGCUGUAUGUGUACACAUGCACACAAAUAAAAUUGGGAGAAAUAUCUGAACAAAAAUAGCAGAACAAAGUUUCAGCCUGAUUCCCAGUACUGUCCUUUUACUGAUACUCAAUUCCAUAGUGAUUUUACUCCUUUCAGAACUAUUUAAGUUCUUUUUGUAGUUUCUGCAGUCACAUGCUUUCUUGGAGUUAAUGCACUGAGGUCACUAUUCCAAAUUACUUUAUGACCUGUUUAAAAAAAAUUACUUUCACAGGCCUGACCCAAAUAAAAAAACCCAAAAUUGACAUAGUACACCUUUCACCACAAUUGAAAGUCAUAUGAGCAUCUUAUUGCUGUAAAAUAUUAAAUAGUUCCAAUUAAAUAUUUUGUUAGAAGAAGGUUGCAAAUGAGGCAAAGAAUGUGGCUCCAUGUCACAUGAUGUCGCUUCGCAAAUAUAGAACAUUCCCAAGGUUUCAUCUCACUAUGUGUUGCCUCUGUCUCAGAAAUUUCUUGGAAUCGGACUUUGGAGUUUUUCAUCCAUGAGUACCAAGAACUACUCCUUCUCAAGCCUUCAGCCUACUGGAGUCACAUAGCACAAAUUUGUGAGUUAGUAGUAAAAUCUUGAAAAUAAUUGAGUUGUGUGGAAUUUGUGGGUUGUUUUGUCAUGACCAUGUGCUGAAAAUUACCAAUGUUUGGAAACCCCUGUAUUAUUGUACUGAAUGUAGAGUAUUGAAUACCCAGUUUGUGGAAGGAUUCAGCUCCCUGAGCACAUUGUGCAUUCCUAGCAAUCUAGAGGCUCCAAACCACUUGUACUCAGACAGGAAGGUGUUGGGGGAAAAACUGUGUGCCUCUUCCUAAUUAGUUUCACAAUAGCAGUUGAUUUUUCUCUUUUCAUUUGGUGGAGGUGGUAUGGAUCUGAGUUGGUGGAAACCAAGUGGAUAAUGAUGAAAAUGAGUCAAAUUAAAUGCACAAACUUCAUCCAUGUGUCUGAUUAAAAGCUGGGUUUGGUUCAGUUAGUGACAGUCUCACCUCCAAGUUUGAACAUUGCGGCUUCAUAUCCUUGUUCAGGAUUUGAGUCCAGUAAUUUAUCAUUUAGUAUUGUGGUGAGGAAUAUCACCUUAUCAGAACUGGUAAGAGCUGUUUACCACCUUAUGAGCUGGUAAACAGAGACCUGUUCUAUUAGGUCAGGUAGAUGUUAAUGUAUUACAUAAGGACAAAUGAGUUUUCAGGAAUUUUCCCAGCAUCCCAGUUCAACUCCUGAUCCAAUUGACUGAUCUUUGAUUGCUUAGCUGUUUGUAAAUCACUGCUGUGCGUAAAAUGGUUAUCAUAUUUGCCUACAUAAGUGAAAAUACUUCAAAAAAUACAUCAUUGUAAAGGGAAGGAUUUUGAGGGAGAUGUGUUGUAUAAUCACAAAGCUUUAUUUCUUACGCGUUGCCCUCCUUAUACCUCUUUGCCUCAUUUCCUCUUUUAAGAUGCUUCUUUAAAUCAACCUUUCUGACCAAGCUUUUGAGUAUUUCCUCUAAAAUCUUGUUUGGUUUGGUGUCAUGUUCUUAACAAUACUCCUGCAGUUGCAGAAUAUCCUAUUUAAUUAAAAGCGCUAUAUAACUAGGUUUUCUUAUUCAUGCAUUAUCCUAUGGCUCAGUUGGUGAACGCAGCACAAUUAUUACAGACCAUAUAGCCUCUGGUUCAAUUCCUGGUAUGUGCUGAGUUAGCUGCUUUCAGCGAGAGCACUGUUAGCUGUGCUGCAAUAAACCUCAGCUGCUAUAAUAAGUAAAAAAUCAAACAGGGAUACUGCAUUCAACAGGAAAGCACAUAAAUGAGGGCAGGAAUGGUCUUGACAGCAAUGUUUUCAUAUGGCAUUUUGAAAAGAUAUGAUAAGGCGCUAUAUGUCUCAGAGUUGCCAUGCUAACUGCCGAGUAAACAACUGAAUGCAGCACUUGAGCAAGCUCACGAAAUCACACUGAUCUUCUGAUGGGGUGGGAAAAUAGCUGUCUCUUUAUUAUCAAAUAAAAAAUUAUGAAACUGUGA
Messenger RNA from Hemiscyllium ocellatum (epaulette shark), 3556 nucleotides. RefSeq names its product G-protein coupled receptor 182-like. NCBI's taxonomy places the organism in Eukaryota, Metazoa, Chordata, Chondrichthyes, Orectolobiformes, Hemiscylliidae. The record is from RefSeq and is a predicted model, not a curated record. Gene Ontology annotation, cellular component: membrane. Gene Ontology annotation, molecular function: G protein-coupled receptor activity. Gene Ontology annotation, biological process: G protein-coupled receptor signaling pathway. The transcript has 3 exons. The coding region runs from base 247 to 1254 and encodes 335 amino acids.